AUGGAGCUGGGAGGACCUUACUACUCAGACCCUGCUUUCUCCGCUGUGAUUCAUGACAAACUCCAAGUCCCCAACACCAUCCGGAAGGCGUGGAACGACCGGGACAACCGCUGUGACGUUUGUGCGACGCACCUGAACCAGCUGAAGCAGGAGGCCAUCCAGAUGGUGCUAACCUUGGAGCAGGCAGCAGGCAGCGAACACUGUGAUGCCUCCCCUAGCUCCCCCCCAGCCCUCUCCAACAUCCCCGCCCUGGUGGGAACCCGGCACGUGGGUGGGCUCCAGCAGCCCCGGGACUGGGCCUUUGUGCCCGCCCCCUGCGCCACCUCCAACUACACAGGCGUUGUCACCAGUAAGCAUAGCAGCAAACCCAACAGCCUGGCUGUCAGCAAUGGGGCAGAGAAGAAGAGCGGGUCACCAACCCACCAGGCCAAAGUCAGUCUGCAGAUGGCCACCAGCCCCAGCAACGGGAACAUCCUCAACUCGGUGGCCUUCCAGGCUCACCAAUACCUCGAUGGCACAUGGUCCCUGUCAAGAGCCAAUGGGGUCACCCUGUACCCUUACCAGAUCUCCCAGCUGAUGACAGAGACUGGCCGAGAGGGGCUCACCGAAGCAGCGCUGAACCGCUACAAUGCAGACAAGCCCGCAGCCUGCAGCGUCCCGGCCUCUCGGGGCCCCUGCGUGGCCAGCGAGCCUUCUUCCACAGGCACCUCAGUGGCUGCUUCAUUCUUCGCCAGGUAA
Echinops telfairi (small Madagascar hedgehog) is the source of this 738-nucleotide messenger RNA. Its product is annotated as kinesin-like protein KIF26B. NCBI's taxonomy places the organism in Eukaryota, Metazoa, Chordata, Mammalia, Afrosoricida, Tenrecidae. Gene Ontology annotation, molecular function: microtubule motor activity. Gene Ontology annotation, biological process: microtubule-based movement. The transcript is spliced from 4 exons. The coding region runs from base 1 to 738 and encodes 245 amino acids. The record is from RefSeq and is a predicted model, not a curated record.